UAUGGGUGUGGUCUGACUAAACUCUCAUCAAACUACUAUCUUUAAAAGCUUGUCGAUAAUUUUUUUUGUGGAACACUAUGUAUAUGUGAAUUCCCAAUGAGUAAGGCUGUGUUUUUAACGCCGUCUACUCGCUCGUUACUCGGUAGUCAUGUCUUGUUGCUUGCCGGAUUAUGUUCGUAUGUUGUUCGCGUGCCGCGAAGUGAUUCGCCGAACAUAGUGUUGGCUUUACCAUUUUAUUUACAUUUACUUAAAAUCAAUCAUUAGAGAUAACAGUGUCAUAUUUGAUUUAAAUUUUUUUAUUUUUUAAUAAGAUUUUUAUUUGGAAAAAAUGCCCGAUAAAUAAGCUUUAAUUUUUACUCUUAAUAAAUGCAUAAUUUUAUAUCUAUUUUGCAUGAGUACUAAUCAAUUGUCGAUGACUGCGCAAAAAACAAAUCUUUUCUAUAGAAUUUUAUUAAAUAAAGAUUAUUUAUAACUUUUAUAUUAUUUAUUAUACGUAAGUAAUUUGCUUGUUUUUUCAUAAAAUUGCACAUAUUUAAAUCCUUUAAUUUACCGUCUGUUCCUUUUGUGUUUUUUUCGUCAAUUCUCGAUUGACAUUUCUUUAUUAGCUUUAACAUAAAUAAAGUCUUUGGUAUAUAUACAUAUGUAUAUUAUGAAUAAGCAAAAUAGUACGAGGAAAAAAUAUUUUUCUUGUAAUUUUCUUUAUUUAGCAUAAACCGGUUUUAAGAUGAAAAAUCAAGAUAAUCCAGUAAUUGCAUUAAGUUCCUUUAACAUUGAUAAAUAGUCAUAAAGAUCAAAUAAUUGUUAAGAUUAGUUAAUCACAAAUAAUUGGCGAAUAUUUUCAAGAAAAAAUAUUUUUCUUAUUGUACUUAUCUAUCAAGAUAAACUUGACAAGACAAAUUAUACAUUUAUUGCGAUUAUUAUCAUAAUUAUCAAUUAUAAUUAAUCAAUAAAAACAACGGCGCUAAAAAAUGAAAGAACUGACGUUAACAAACAGCUAUCAAAUCUUUACUUUAACUUAGUAUAUUUUUAACCAAAUUUACAUUACAACUUACGAAUUUUCUUUCACAAUCGAGACUAAACACUUGUGUUUGCUUUCGUUCCAUCGGACUCUGUACCUCCAAACAAUGGCCUUCAACAACGAUAAUUCCAGAAGACUUGGCAUGCAUGACUAUCGCUUCAACAUUUCCUUCAUCGGGAACGACUGCGUGAUAAACGAGAUGAAGGCAAUGCGAUUGUUUGUGAUUUGACAUGAGAUUAAUCCUUGCAUUAACGUAAACAUUAACUUGAGCGAGGAAUUUUUUUAUUCUUAACAUACCAAAAUUAAACAAACUCUUUAGCACUCUAAAUUCUUCUCCCUAGUACUUUUAACAUUCGAAAUUUUUAGUACUGUCCAUUUAUCUUGUCCUCACUUUAUGUCUAUUCUAACGGUAAAAAGAAAUCGUUUCGAAGUCCAUAGAGAUGUUAAGAAUGCGGAAGUUUUAUUGUAAUUCUUAGUUGAAAAGAUGAUAAAUUACUUCAUUUCAUUGAAACAUCAUCAAUAUUAAAUGUACAAUCAAUCUAUUAUUUUUUGUAAAAUUUAUUAUUAAAACAUUGAUGCAGUUUAAUAUUAUAAAAAUAAUCAUUAUUAUUUUAAUACUUUCUACCAGUUCUCAGACAGUUAUAGACUCCAACUCAAUAGAAAGACUGUUUUUUUUACAAUAAAUUUAUCAAGUCAUUUUCUUAAUUUUUCAACUUUUAGAUUUUUUUAUUAAAACGUUUUUUAUUGAAAAAAAAUUUUAUGUUGAAGAAAUAAGAACAUUUGAUUUGAUGAAUUUAUUGUAAGAAAAAAUCAGUCUAUCGAUCCAAAAUUUACAAUUUGCCUGGAAGAUAGAAGAAUGAUUGAAAAAUAUUUGAGGAUUACUUUACAUAUUGAACUAUAUUGAUAUUGUUAUUCGCAAUAUGAGGAAUAUGCUCACGCAAAUACGUUGUCUAUCUGACAUAUUGCAUGAUAAUGCACAUCCAAUGCCAUAAAAACGGAUUUUUGACGUCCGAUCCAUCGUAUGUCAUCCGUUGAAUGAUGCAACUCUUUUCAAUCCUCUGUCUGAACGUUAUUUUUAGGUAUUUCUCUGUAAAUAUGUUAUUCGUUCAGAAUUAACUUUUUAUUUUAAACUGCGUCGGCGCGCUCCUUUGCUUACGAUUCAAAAAUACUUUCUCAUACGCUUUUUUAUGAACUGUUUUACAUUUUAUUUAUAACAUAUUUUAAAGAGAUUGCCUGGAUUCAAGGGGAUUAAAAUCUCUCUCUUUCUCAUCAUCCAUGGCCAACCGAGGCCAAUCCCGCCUUGUCGAGGUACCUUCUUAUCGGUGUCAUCUUUCUAACAAGCAAUUGCCUGCUUAUUCUAAAAACCAGCUUACCCUUUGCCUUUCAGAUAAUACUACACAGAAUUAAGCUCGUUUCCGUUUACAAACGCUGGAUAUAUUUAUUUAAGAGGCAUAACGAGAAAUCAGUUUUGUUUUGUGAAUUCGAAACACGUCAAUAGUUUAAUGAUGUAUCCGUCAAGUAUCGUACUUUGGUGCCAUGUGCUCCUGUUAGUUGUUUUGUCCUCGGACUCUCUGGGAAAUUCUACGAAUGAUGAGCUGAGGAGCAAUUCGAUGGCGCGGUAUGAUCGUCUCAUAGACUCUAGAAACCGAGACGACAAAAUGCAGCCGAUACUGUACAAAUUACGCGAAAACUCUACUAAAAAUGUUAAUGAAAUGCAGUAUGAGCCCACUAUUAAUUCUAUGACUAAUGAUCGCAAGGAUUCGCUGCGAUACGAACCUCACCUGCAUAUCAUGAAGAUCCACGAGGAGAAUAAUCAGAUAUCCAUUCCCCGCAUCAAGUCUAUUAAGAUGAGUAACGAAAACGACACUACGUUGCAAGAAUUGAAUGAGAGUCUCACGAGGAGCAAAAGCAAUUCCAUGUUAUAUGAAUAUGGAAAUUUUAACACAGAUAACUAUAAUGACAGUCUGCCUACUGUUUCGUAUGAAAUGUGCGGCAACGAAACCUGCAUUCAGCUUUGCUGUCCUUUUGGCAAUCGUGUAGUAGACAGGAAGUGCAUCGCAGGGCAGGAUAAUUACUCUUUUCCAUACGUUCAGAAUGAUUCUAAGAAUAAGAAGUUGGAUGAACUCUUUCAACUGACCGUCCGCGAUCCAUGCAUUUUACAAGGAACUGCGCAUCGUAUUCUUAAUCCCGAUGAAUACUUGUUUCUCGUCAAUGGCUCUUUGUACCAAAAUUCUGGCAAGCUCGUUCCAUCGACGUCUUACUGCCUCGCCAUUUUGGACCGGAACAUUUAUGAUACGAUCGUAUGCAAAGACUCGAUUGGCUUUCCGCAAUACGUAUCUGUGUGCCUUCUGGUGUCCUUGCCGUUCCUGGUGCUGACGUUUGUGGUAUAUUCCAUACUGCCGGAGGUCCAGAACAUACACACAUACACGUUACGUGUAUACGUCGCCACGUUAUUCACCACAAACGUGAUCAUAUUUUGCGCUCAAGAAAUUCCUGUGUUAUCUGAAUGGAAAUAUUGCAUUCCACUGGCCUACAUUUUUAAUAUUUCGAUGUUAGCGAGUUGUUUUUGGCUAAACGCAAUGUGCUUUGACAUUUGGUGGACAUUCAGAAAGCUCAGUUUCCAUCCAACAAAUGUAAAGGACAGGAGAAGGAAAUGGAUAAUGUAUUCUAUUUAUGCGUGGGGACUUACUUUUGGUUUAACUAUCGUCUGUGCCAUCAUGGAUAUUCCUGGCAUACCGAAAGACUUUAUUCGACCGGAAAUGUGCGUGAAUAAAUUUUGGUUUGGACAAUAUGCCGCAUUUUCGGUGUAUUACUACAUACCCACAGGAAUCGCUUUUAUUAGCAACGUUUGCUUCUUCGUCACCACGGCAAUAACGAUUAUAUACCAUAAUAAACAUACUGCUCAUCAGCUAAGAGAUUCAGACAACCGGCGCUACAAUAAAAGGAAGCGCAAGUUUGGUAUGUACCUGAAACUGUUCGUAGUCAUGGGACUAACCUGGAGUUUGGGUAUAAUAUUGUGGUUGAUUAACGGCAGCCAUCCCUUACCGCAAAUUGUUUGGAAUAUCAACUAUACGAUAGACAUCUUGCAAGGCGUCGUCAUUUUCAUUAUAUACGUAUGCAAAAAGAAGAUCUUACGGCUGCUACUAAAACGAUUUGGUUACCACGAUCGCGAUCCAUUUUGGGGUAUUUCAAGGAGCGGUCAAGUUACUAGAACGUCCUCGAAUUUCUCUUCCCUCUCAUCGAUAUCGGGAUCAAUGCCCAUGCAAAAAAUUAAUUCCUCUUUUAGUCAUCAGGCUAAUCAUCAUGUGCAGCCAAAUACAAAAUAAAAGGGAGAAUUCUAUUAUAAAUGAGUUAGCAAUAUAUUAAUAUCAUAAUUUAAUUCUCCAAUCAAGGAUUGAUCUUAUAUUAUUGUGUCUCGCUCUCUUUUUGGAUAUAUUAAUUGUAAUUUUAAUUGAUAAUUUCUGGGACACUCCAUAAAAGUCUCAUAUAAUAUACGUAAUCAUUAUAAAUUGUUAUGCCAUAUUAAAUGUAUGCACACCACUAGUGAUAUAUUUUAAAUAUAGUAAUACAAAAAUCUUUUAAAUGGUUUUUUGUAACCUUAUACAUGUAAUUUCUGUACUGAGAUUAUUUUGUAGCAUUUUUUAUAGCAGUAUUUAUGCAGCAAUAUCGAGUUAAUUCAAGUUUAUGUGAAAUUUUUCAUUAUUUUUCCUUCAAAUAAAUUUAUCGAGAACGGUUUAUGUAUAAUAUCUUCAUAUAUUAUACUGAUAAAUAUCUUCAUAUACUAUUACUGAUUAUAUUCUUAACGGAUUAUAAUUAUACAGAAAGAAAUGGAUUUCCUAAUUAAGAUAUUCGAUUGUGUAAUAUGUUACAAGUACUUUAACAUUUAAUUACUAAUUCAAUUCUCUCUUAAUCAUAUCAUUUUUCUCGUCUCGACAACUGUAACUGAACAACAUGUAUUGUGAUUUUUACAACAUUCCGCUUUUAAAUUUUCCAAAAUUUCAAAAAAUUAAGGUUCCAAGAAUUUGGGACUUCAAAUCGGAAAAAUUAAAAGUCUUGAAAAUUGAUAAAGUAUCAAAAAAUAUAAUUAAUAAAGGAGAUUUAAAAUUAUAAAAAUUUUUCACAUUGUCAGGAAUUACAACUCAGAAAACAAAGUAAAUGAUUGGCAGAAAAUGAAAUAAUGCUUUAGCGAAUAACUUUAUAUUUAUUUAUUUUACUCAAAUGGAAGGCAAUCGAUAAAUUCGCAACAAAUAAAAAUAAAUAACACUCUUUCUAGCAAUAAUUACGUGAUCGUUACUUAAGAGUAUAUCAUUACAAUAAAUUCAAUGAUACUUAAUAACAAAAAACUUAUAUGUAUACCACUCCUUACGCGCGCGCGCACGCACGCAAUGCGCAUACCAAACAUAUGUGUAUAUGUGUGUGUAUAUAUGUGUAUAUGUGUGUAUUUGUGUAUGCGUGUAUAUGUGUGUGUGCGAUGCUACUGCAUCUCUUUAUCAUUUCGAUGCGUGGAUUUGUUAUAUACUCGAUGAAGCUAUGUAUAUAUGCAUAGAUGCGAUUGCGGUUUACAUACUUUACAACUUGGCUGCCUUUAUUUCAUCCUAAUUCGCACUCGCGAGUUAUAAAGACUUACUCAUACGUAUACGCACAUACACUGCAGGUGCACCACAUACAACAGACUACCAGAUUCGCACAGCCUGACAGAUCGAUCAAUCAUCGGCAAAAUCAUGAUGAACGACUCGAACUUAAAAUAAUUAACGCGAUUGCAACGUCUCCAAGUAUAGUUCGUUACAAAUUCGAUAAAAUAGGGGCACGUCGUUUUACGAUACAAUAAGACCUUUUUAGUUAAUAAUCGCCUUUUUUAGUUACUCUAAAUUAAUUCAUUAAAUUUAUGUCAAGCUCGCUACUACAAAACACACAUAAUCUCUUUCAUUAUAUUUUACACAUUAUAUACAGUAUUUUACAGAGAACAAUAAAAAUCCUUAUUGUCAUGAGGCAACGGAUGGUGACGAGUAUGACGAUUUUCUACGUGAAUGCUUGUAGGAAGGGAUACUUUCUUUUGGCACCUUUGUUUUUCACCUCGACGCCAUAUUCCAUGUUUGUUGUGAUAAAUAAGUUUGCAGUUUGUAAAAGCUUCAGAUAACGGCGAGAAAAAGCAAUAUGAAAGCAAAAUCUUAAAUGCAGAUAUUAACAAAAAGCGGCUUUUACGAAUUAAUAAUGCUGCAAAUUCAUUAAUAGUUCACGAGCCGUUUAUUACAAAUAAAACGACAUCUUUGCAACCGAUACUGUGCAACUUACAAAAAUAUAUAAGCAAUCGAUUCUCUUGGCACAACAAAUAAAUUAUGAAAUCUAUAAGAUUUACAGAAUCGAUGCUUAUCAGAUCGAUAAAAAAAGAAUGUUUCUGCAACUGACUACGAGAGUCAGGGCUUAGGAGGGAAAAAAACAGGAAAGGCAAACCGGUUCCUUUAAUUAAAUGCACUGACUUAAUUAUUUCCGCGCGUCUCGACAGAUUCGGCAAUGCGUUACGGUGCCCGUUCGUGCUUUUCUGUCAGGCUUUCGCGCACACGGAAUAUGGCAGUACCUCGAGGUCUCUUUAGAAUUCUCUAUGAAGCAUGAAUAUGUUUGGAAUGUUGCAUUUUUUUUCCUUUGCUCUUUCUCUGAUGAAUGCGGGAGAGGAAAUAAUGAUCGCGCGGACCUAUGUACCGUGUUUCUCUAAUGAGAAUGGUGGGAACACACUUCACUAAUUUUUCUCUCACUCGAAACUCUAACAACUUAUACAGUAUUCUCUCUUUCUAUAUUACUACAUAACGCCAGUUCCGCGCGAAACUAAAAAGCUCGCAAGGAAAAACAACACUUCGAGGCACGUUGGUUGCGAGGAAAAUUCGGAACGUUGCGGUAUUAUUUUAAGUAUAGUUCUCUAAAAAAAGAUUAAAGACAACCGCGACGUUUUUUUCUUUCUUUUCAUUUUUUUUUUUAAAAAAAUCAUCGAUCGCUGCAUAUUGGGGUUUCGAUUAGCACCAUCGCUGUCCAUAAACAUUAAUCACAUACAUUCUCGUAAGGAAACCUCACGUUGUGAUUUUAACAAACUAUAUUAGUUACUUGUUCUCUCAUAAAACAAAUUAAUAUAAAAAAUUUUUAACUAUUGCAAUUUUAAACAAAACUUUGAAAAAUUAAAAGUAGAUGUAAUAAAUAUCUUUUAUACAUUUUUUUGAAAUUUUUUUGCGAAACUUUCAUCCAAAGAUAUGAUAUAUUUAUUAUCAUAAUGCCAUAACUUCGUUUGAGGUUUCCUCGCACUUUCUCAGACAAGCGCCCACACUCUUUAAGACACACACAUUUCCCACACACACAACUUUUGCUCUUGUUACCGAGUUUGGCAGCGCGGUCCUUCGUCAUUACAUCGAAGUCCGAAGCCGCUUGGUCUUUGAAGAACGUCUCAAAACAGUGUAGGUUUUAAUGCACGAAGCAACUCUCGCCUGACACAGCGUUCCGAGAUGGAAUCCUUCGAUUUGCGUAGCGAUUACUCGAUACGCAUGGCUUCAAUCUUCCUUGUUCAUACACAGAUUGGAAACAUGGAAUGUUACAAAAGAUUACUAGUCACGGUGGAAAAAUCGAAGGACCGCGCCGACAAUCGAUCCCAAUGACAAUUAUGCAACUUACUCGCGCGCGCAGCCAUUCCUCCUACAAUUUCAGCGCUAUUAUAAUGAUUAUCGAUUAAGAUACGCAAUAAUUUCUAACAUCACAUGCUCUGUGGCUUAGAAAAUAUGUAUAGCUGCGCUGGAAAGCCUUCGAAAUCGCGUAUUCGAAUGUUACACGAUUCGCAGACGUCAGGCGCACACACAUACACAUACAUACAUAUAUAUGUAUGUAUGUAUGUAUGUAUGUAUAUAAGUAUAUUUUACAUAUGUGUAUAUACGUAUGUAUAUAUAUAUAUAUAUAUAUAUGCGUAUGUAUGUAUACCUUUACAAUAAUUAUCGUUAUAUUAGAUUUUGUGAGAGUAUAAUUAUGCAGUUAUGUUACGAUUAAUUAUGAUUGCGGGAAAGGGGCGGGUAUUUGGAAACAGGGGAAUUAUCCGAAAGGAUCAUAUACGCAAUGUUUCUCGUUUUCUUGUUUUGACACACACGCUAUUUCUCGUGGUUAUUAAAAUUCAAGCAACACACGACUGGACAAUAAAAACUAGCUUAAAAAAACCCGUCGUAAGCUGAUUCUUUGGAGAAUUUUGAAAGUUGAUAUUUCGGUCCCGGAACUAUAGGUCUUUUUUAUAUACUUUUACGAGCGGUCCGCCGCAUCUUCGUGCACACGCGUUUUAUUUCAGAUUUUAAUUCGUAAAGAUGUAUGAAGGAAAAACACUUUAUGUAAGUGUUUACAUAUAUAAACUUUGUAUACGCAUAUUUAUCGGACAUUAUUUUUCUGAUGGAACGAUCGAUCAUAUUGAUCAAAAGUAUGAUAUGCGUUAGC
This is a messenger RNA of Monomorium pharaonis (pharaoh ant), 8467 nucleotides long. Its product is annotated as probable G-protein coupled receptor Mth-like 3. Gene Ontology annotation, molecular function: G protein-coupled receptor activity. Bases 2521 to 4344 code for a protein of 607 amino acids. The transcript is spliced from 6 exons. Gene Ontology annotation, biological process: cell surface receptor signaling pathway; G protein-coupled receptor signaling pathway. Lineage: Eukaryota; Metazoa; Arthropoda; Insecta; Hymenoptera; Formicidae. The record is from RefSeq and is a predicted model, not a curated record. Gene Ontology annotation, cellular component: membrane.